Miscanthus lutarioriparius is the source of this 3750-nucleotide messenger RNA. The record is from the annotation of a GenBank genome assembly. Lineage: Eukaryota; Viridiplantae; Streptophyta; Magnoliopsida; Poales; Poaceae.
AUGAAACCUGGGGCCCUGUCAUUGUCAGUUUUGUCAAAAAUCACGAAUAAUUUCUCCCAGGAGCUGAUAAUUGGCAGCGGAGGCUUCGCCGAGGUUUAUAAGGGAAUGGUUGAAAAUGAUUUCGUUGCUGUUAAGAAGAUAACUGAAGAGUCUAUGGACGAGAAAGAAUAUAAAAGAGAGCUUGAAUGUCUCCUGAGCGUGAAGCAUAAAAACAUAGUACGAUUCCUUGGAUAUUGUGGUGACACACAAUGGGAUAUGAGAAGGAACAAGGGAAAAUUUGUCAAGUCGAACAAAGAAAAAAGAUUACUCUGCUUUGAGUAUGUUCCUAACGGAGCUCUUGAUGGCUGUAUCAAAGAUCCAUCCACGGGACUUCCAUGGAGAAACCGGUACAGGAUUAUAAAAGGAAUAUGUGAAGGAUUAUCUUACCUUCACCAGGAAAGUAUAGUGCACUUGGAUCUUAAACCAGGAAACAUACUACUGGGUGAGAACGAGGUUCCGAAAAUUACUGACUUUGGUCUUUCAAGGUGCUUUAGAGAAGACAAAGCCUAUGUCACUGCUACAAAAGUGGUUGGCACGUGUGGAUAUAUGGCACCCGAAUUCAACAGCAAGCGAAUCACCAAGAAGUUUGACUUGUACAGUCUUGGCGUUUUGAUCAUAGAGAUAAUAACGGGAAAGAAGGGGUAUCAAGCUGUUCAUGAGGUACUUGAAAGUUGGAAUAAUAGGUUGGACAUAUCUCAACGAAACUCAGAGUGGGAACAAAUAAAAGUAUGCACUGAGAUUGCGAUACAGUGCAUUGACUCUGACCCAGCGAACAGACCAGAUAGUAUGAAAGAUAUCAUGGAUAGGCUGGCUGAAAUGGAAAAUGUGCAUGUAAUCCCAGCUGCAGGUGGACAAAGCAAGUUGCUUGACGUUCACCCGCCCGUGCUCUACUUCCCGUUCGAAUCCAACAAGGUGAUUCCGUGCUCACUGCACUUAACAAACAAUACGAAUCAACAAGUGGCAUUUAGGCUUAUGGACAGGAGCAAUAAGUCUGGGCCGUGCUUUGUAAAAUUGCCACUGUGCGGCCUUGUGCCGCCCAGGUCCACUUACACUCUCGUUCUGACAACGGAAGAGAGAAAUGAGCUAGAAAGGAGAAACAUCUGUAUGAUCCUCAAGAUCACAAUACUGGGAGACGAACACAUCGACAAAUUCCAAAGCGACACAUUUUUUGAGGAUGUCAAAGAGAUGGGAAAUGAAGUGCAGGAGAUUUUAGAUAUUGGUAAAUGGUACCACCAGAGUCUUGGACACAAAUGUUACGACAUGCAUUCCUGGGACAUAAACCAUGCAAAGCAAUGGAUAAUAACAGGAGGAUCACAAGGACAUGUUGGAAUUUGGAACUACCAGACACAGAGAAAAAUGGAUUCGCUUAGACUCUCCAUGUAUGAAGAUGUUAUAUGCGUUAAAUUUAUUGCACGAAAGCAAUGCUUUGUGGCUAUGACAGAAAUAGGUGUCAUCCAUGUCUACAACUAUGAACCAAAAAUACGGAAGAUCACGAGUAUGAGUGCCGGAUAUGUAGAUGCGUACUCGCGGAGGAUGAAUAGGAAGGGUUUCUUGUCACUGGCCGUUCAUCCAACCAAGCCGUAUUUGCUGACAGUGUCUGGUAUAGAAAUUAAACUCUGGGACGGGGACAAGUGCUGGGAGUGCAUACAAAUAUUUAGAGUGCUGGGAUCUAUGCGCGGCCCAUAUCCAGUCGCAUUUAACCGAAUGGACACCAUUGCUAUUGCUUCAGAUGUGAACAAAGUGGAGAUUCGGAGUCUUGAUUCUCCCAAAAAUGACUACACGAUGUUGUCUGGGCAUUCGGGCGAGGUGAACUGCCUACAUUUCUUCACAGCCGGUGAUCAGGAGUAUUUAGUUACUGGCUCUGAUGAUAAGACUGCCAAGAUAUGGGACAUGGAGAGGAAGAUAUGUGUAUAUACCCUUGAAUCUUUGGGGUCUCCGGUCAUUUCUGUCGUCGUAUAUCAGCCAAACCUUCAAAUUCUCAUGACUGGAUCAAAUGAUGGCUUGAUUUAUUUGUGGAGCACCGCUAACUCCAGGAUAUGCUCGCGCUCCCCAAGACUUCAAAGAAUCGUUGACGUUCGAUACGGUGGAGCUCUCCACGGUCUCGCAUGUUCGAUGGAAAGGGUUGUGAUUGAGAAAAAAGAGGCGGUAGCAAUUUUGGAUGUUGAGAAUAAGAACUAUCAGGAGGAACCAACGGAAUAUACCGAGGCACUGUUAACAGGAGAGAUAACUUCUAAGGUAAUGGUAGGCUCCAUUGAGCUACUUGACGUUCACCCGCUUGAGCUCCUCUUCCACCGUAAACCACACAACGUACGCUCACUGCACCUAACAAACAAGACAGAUGAGCAUGUGGUAUUCAGAGUUGCAAAAGUAGUAGAUGACCAACAUUCCGACUCGUGGGAUUACCUGCCACUGUAUGGCACUGUGCAUCCCAGAUCCACUUGCCGUUUGAUUGUGAUAACGGAUCAGGACAACGAAAUAGAUACAGAAAUGGAUAUUGUCGUGCAGAGCAGCAUAUUAGGGGAUAAAAACAUGGUGCUACUCGCAAGACCUACCGAGUGCCAUGAGUUCUUCGACCAAGCCAAAGAGCUGGGACACGCGGUGCAUGAGGUGCCACUGAAAUUUGUCUAUACUCCAACUGUGUUUGAGCCGGUAAUCGCACCAGCAAUGACGAUCACAUCCUGGAUGAAUCGUGAUGGCAGGCUGCAUUGUCUGGAUGCACAUCCAACUGAGCCCUGGAUUAUAACAGGACAUCUCAAUGGAGACGCUUGCAUGUGGAAUUGUGACACACAGGAACUGGUGCAAACAUUCUUUAAAAUAUCAGAAGAAACAGUUAUGAGCGUGAAAUUUGAUGCAAGAAAGCAUUGGAUUGUGGCUCAGACACGUGAUGGUUUAAUCCAUUUGUACGACUGUGUCUGUGUAACACAAAUAAAGAAGAUCGUGAGUUUCGGAGAUCUUGAUUCUAAACCUAUACAAUACUCAAUAGCCAUUAAUCCAAUCAAGCCAUAUGUGUUGUCAUCGUCAAAGUCGGUAAUGGAACUUUGGGACGGCGACAAGGGAUGGGAAUGCACACAAACAUUUGGGUCCAAGAGCAAGUGCAAAUCAUUUGACCCAGAUGAACCUCCCAAGAGCAAGUGUCAAGCAUUUAACCCAGAGGACCCCAACAGCUUUGCGAAUCUGUCUGUUAAUGAGAUAGUAGAGCCGGGUUCCUUACGUGAUCCUAUGCUUGAUGUUCAGGUUUGGAGCCUUGAUUCCUCCGAGCCUAACUAUCAUUUGUCUGGGCAUUUUGAGACUGUGAACUGCCUUGCCUAUUUCACGCGUGCUGAUCGGCAGUAUUUGAUCACCGGCUCUGAUGAUUGUACUGCCAAGAUAUGGGACUUGCAGAAAAAGGCGUGCAUUCAUACUCUGGAAGGUUUUAUGUCUCCAGUUUGUCAUGUCAUUUCCAUUCCUGGUCGUCCAUAUCUAGUUACAUGUUCAAAACAUGGCACCAUUCAUGUGUGGAGCACCAUCGAUUUCAGGCUCAAGACAACUGUUGACUUUAGCAGUGGUGUGUAUGUUCGCGCUCUCGCAUGUUUGAUGGGUUCAAGAAGGAUUGCGAUUGGGCGAGGAUUUUCAAUAUCAAUCAUGGAUAUCGACCAUGAAGAAGAAGCUGUUGCUAGCGAAGGAAACAAUGAGGAUUCCAUAUGUGUAACGGGUCAAUCAAGUAAUCCAUAA